AAACUUGGCUGGCAUCACUGGUAUGGCAGGUUUUUCUUUUAACUGAACCCAUGCUCAUUUAUUCUGUAUGCCUGUACAACAGCGCUCAUGAAAAAUGCAGUAUAAUCGUGUACUUCACUUUGCCAUGGUUUUGCCUGCUUUGUUUGAAACAGUUCAUGGACAUUAUGGAUAUUUUGAAAUUCUCUGCCGUGAACUUGGCUCACUGGAAAAUGUUGAGUUUAUCUUCUCGGUAUACUACAACAAGGCUGAACUGAUAAGAUACAACAGCACAGAGAAUAAGGUUGUUGGUUACACUGAAUAUGCAAUGAAAUGGGCAGAUGAAUUUAAUGAAAAACCUGAGUGGCUCCAAAAGGAGGGAGAAAAAAAUGUGGCAAACUGCAAGAGCUAUGGAGCGCAGUAUCACCCUUUUAUAGAUAAAACAGUAAAACCAGAAGUCAGUAUCCGAUCAGUACGCCAGGCCAGUGGUAAACAACCAGCCAUGCUGAUAUGCAGCGCUUAUGAGUUUUACCCAAAACUGAUUAAAAUAUCCUGGAUGAGAGAUGGUGAGGUGAUAACUUCAGAUGUGACCUCGACUGAAGAGCUGGCUGAUGGAGACUGGUAUUAUCAGAUCCACUCCCACCUGGAAUAUUUCCCAAAACCUGGAGAGAAGAUCAGCUGUGUAGUGGAGCAUGCCAGCUCCAAUAAACCCAUCAUCUACCCAUGGGAUUCGUCUGAGUCUGAUAAGAAUAAGAUCAUUACUGGAGCUGUAGGUCUUGUGGUGGGAAUCAUCAUGAUUGUUGGAGGACUCAUCUACUAUUUACGAAAACGCAAAGGUACAGUUCAGGACACCAGACUCACCCAACCUUUGCAGACAAUAGCUGGAGAUUGAGUGACAGACUGUAAUGCAUCAAACAUCAUCAAACCUUGGCAAAGGUCUUCAAACAAAAUGAAAAUAAACAAAUAUAAAAUAAGUAUAAGUAACACUAUAAAAUAAGUGUUUACAACGAGUGUUUACAAGUGUUUGAAUGAGAUUUAGUGUAUGUUUUCAGAAAAUUUGUUGCGUCAUGUGAACCAUGUGCAUCACGUGUUUUGUCAAAAUACAUGCAAGACACUCCCUUAAGAGUAAACUCUGAUUACACAUGAAAUUAUGCGAGUAUGUGGCAAACGCGAGCGUCUCUUUUUUCAUAAACCCUUUAGACGCGUCUACAUAUUUUGAAAUUACGAACCACACAAACGACGGAUACAUGUUGUGACGAACUUCGCAUCGAGCGCCCCGUGAAAAAAGAAGUCACCGGCCACCACUGAUGUUUUUACUGAUUAUGUAAACUUUGAUAAAUGUGACAAACAUUCCCUUAGAUCAUGACAUUAUUUAGGCCGAACCACCAAUGAUCUAACAUGUCACAUUGUGAUGUAAAAAUGGAAACCCUUGCCCUCUGCUCAUAUGGUUGUGUGGAUUUGCAAGUCUUUGGGUGCUCAAACACGGCAUCCUUUAGUACCUCUUAAGUAUGUAUCAACAGUGAAGGCUAAAGGCAUGCUUAAACAAAAGUUCAAGACAGUUUUGUGAUUAUUUUAUACAACAUAGCAUUAUUUAAAUUAUAUUAAUUAAACAUAAUUUAAUUAAUUUAAUUUAAUAUAUUUUUGAGUUUGAAUAUAUAUUUAGUUUUAACCUUCAUAUUAAAAUAUAUUUUAUUCUAUUGUAUUUCAUGGCCAACAAAUACAUUUUUAAUUUUACAACCCACACGGCAAAAAAAUAUAUUUUUCCUGGCCAAAAUAUAAUUUUGUAUAAAAUGUAUAAAGUUUGUAUAACAUAAAAAAUGUUAAGUAUUUUGCAGUUGAAAAUAUUUAGUUUUAAUCUUUCCAAACCUAUUCCAAUGCAGUGUAAAUAUAAAUGAUUUAAAAUAUUUUUUUUACAUUUAUUUCAAAAUAUACAAAAUUGUAUUGCUGAAAAAUUUUUGUAAACCUAUUUAAAAAUAUAUACUGUAAUCUUUGUAUAUUUUGAAAUACAUUUAACAUUUUAUUUGGAAAAUAUAUAUUUUUGCCAUAUGGGAUAAGUUUCCUGUCUGCAGUUGUUUGUUAAUAAAUCCAGAUGAACUUGCACAAGAAAACUUUGUACAAUGUAAUAUAAUAAAUAUCAAAUAUCAGC
Paramisgurnus dabryanus is the source of this 2122-nucleotide messenger RNA. Lineage: Eukaryota; Metazoa; Chordata; Actinopteri; Cypriniformes; Cobitidae. The record is from RefSeq and is a predicted model, not a curated record.